CCCAUUUCACAACCGCCACACACUUUCCUUCAUUUCAACCAAACUCUUCUUCGCUCUUUCCUUCCUUCUUUUCAUCGUUAUUUCUCUCUCUGCGUUAAAAAAGAAAGGUAAAGCCAAAACGGAACCGCAUUCUUCAAAGCAAAAGUGCCUGCCAUGAUGCAACAACAUGAACCUUCUUCUUCUUCUUCUUCUUUUUCUUUACACGUGUCACCAUCUCCCAGCUUCAGCAGCUACUCCUCCGAAACUCUCGCCGAUAUCGCCGCCCGCGUCAUCAACGAGCUCCGCCAAAACCCUCACCAAAACGACGCCGCUUCCGUCCUCGAAGACGACGACGACGACUCGCUCUUCCCGCCCUGGGAAAAUGAAAACGACAACCACCGCCACCAAAACGACGACAAAGCCAACCAAAACGACGACGAUGACUUCGAGUUCACGUUCGUUUCAAGAGAACAAAACACUUCGCCAAUUUCCGCAGAUGACAUUUUCUACAACGGUCAGAUCAGGCCUCUGUACAUGUACCCUCUCUUCGGCGCUCCUUUAAGAAACGACAUCAACAACGCCGUCGUUUCUUCUGUUUAUUCUCAACAAGAGGCUCCCGUUCCCGUUAAUUACGACGAUGCUUCCACAACGAUUCAGCGUCGUUUGCCUCUAAGGAUGCUGAUGUUCGAGGAAUCGUGUUCGUCUGAAAACGACAGCGUCGUGGACGAAGAUAACAGUCUCGAAAGAGUUCCCGAAGGAACGUACUGCGUUUGGAAUCCAAAUAACGCGAAAGUAGCUGCGAGGGACAGGAAUAACAAGAAGAGCAACUCCACUGGCACCUCUUCUUCGAAACGGUGGAAGAUUCGAGAACUUCUUCUUAGGAGCCACAGCGAUGGAAAGGGCAACAAGAAUAGGGGUAGUACCAGUGGUAACGGUAACGGUGACGGUGGUGGUGGUAGUGGUAGUGAUCUUGAUAAGAAGCGUGAUUUUGUGUUUGGAGUUACGAGCAAGAGGACAAGCAAGGUUGCGGCGGCGAAGGCGGGAUCUGGUGACGGUUACGGCGGCGCGUCGGUGGAGCGUGAUGGAAAGAGCGGUAGGAAGUCGGUGUUUCCGUAUAGGCAGGAGUUGAUUGGAAUUUUCGCAAAUGUCAAUGGGGUUGGUCGUAAUUUGCACCCCUUUUAAUAUCAAUUUUAAUGAUAUUUAAUUAUUUAGAGUA
This is a messenger RNA of Arachis stenosperma, 1195 nucleotides long. RefSeq lists its product as uncharacterized. NCBI's taxonomy places the organism in Eukaryota, Viridiplantae, Streptophyta, Magnoliopsida, Fabales, Fabaceae. The transcript has a single exon. Bases 154 to 1161 code for a protein of 335 amino acids. The record is from RefSeq and is a predicted model, not a curated record.